AUGGCGUCGUUUCUCAGCCAGGCUUCGUCCUACUUUGGGCGCACCAACAUCUCGGUCAACUACACCAUCGACGAGGCCCAGACGCCGGCACACUGCGGCCUGUGGAAGAUCUACAAGGCGACCCGCAAUGCUUCGUCGAGCAGCACCACCUCGACGUCGGCCCCAGCAGGCAGAGGCACCGUCUCAAUCUGGGUCCACUCGCUAAACACAAGAGGGCAGGCCCGGGCUCGGGUGCUGGACCAGCUCAAGAAGGAGGCCUCGAGCCUUACCCGCCUGCGGCACCCCUGCAUCCUCGAGGUCGUCGAGCCGCUGGAGGAGUCGAGAAACGAGGUCACGUUCGCCACCGAGCAGGUCUUUGCCACGUUACAGGAGGCACUCGUGGCCGACCACCGCGCCGACGUCCAGCUCGACGAGGUCGAGAUCCAGAAGGGCCUGCUGCAGAUCGCUCGUGGCCUCGAGUUCCUCCAUUUCGGCGCCAAGAUGGUGCACCAGAACCUCACGCCAGACUCGAUCCUGAUCAACGCCAAGGGCGAUUGGAAGAUUGCGGGCUUCUCGUUCCUCACAACCCUGACAGCCCCAGACGGCACGCCGACGCCAUGGUCAUUUCCGGAUAGCGACCCAUCACUACCGCCCGCCCUCUCCCGCAACCUCGACUUCCUCGCGCCCGAGUACGCUCUCGACGAAAAGGAGCCACAGCCCGCAAACGACAUGUACUCGCUCGGAUGCGUCGUCUACGCCGUCCACAACCGCGGCAAUCCGCCUUUCCGGAAUCGCAGCGUCACCAACCUACGGCAGAACGCCGACCAGCUCUCGGUCGCCGUGGGCAGCGCCAGCUGGCAGAGGAUGGGCAAGGACGUGCUCGACCUGCUUGGCAGCCUCCUCACGCGCUACCCAGGCGCCAGGCUCAACGCCCAGACCUUUCAGCAGGCGUCCUACUUCAACAGCAUCCUCGUCUCGACGCUCAAGUUCAUGGAGCGCGAAAACUUUGCCGGGCGAACGAAAGAGGAACGGGUACAAUACCUCAAGGGCCUGCUCAAGAUCCUCCCGCAAUUUUCGGACCGCCUGCUGCGCCGCAAGGUGCUGCCCGCCGUGCUCGAGCUCAUGUCGGACAGGUCGCUCUUGCCCUACAUCCUGCCCAACGCCUUCUACAUCUCCAAGAGCCUGUCGUCGAUCGAGUUCACCGGCUCGGUGCUGCCCAAGCUCAAGCCCCUCUUCCAGGUCCAGGACCCGCCGCAGAACAUGCUCAUCCUCCUCGACCAGAUUGAGCUCUUUGUCCAGAAGACGAGCCCGUCGGUGUUUCGCGAAGAGGUGACGCCGCUGCUAUACGCCUCGCUCGAGGCCGAAAACGUCAUGGUCCAGGAAAAGGCGCUCAACACGGUGCCCCGACUCGCAGAGAUCCUCGAGUACGCCCACGUCAAGGAGGUCCUCUUCCCCAAGCUGGCCGUGCUCUUUGCCAAGACCAAGGUGCUCAGCGUCAAGGUCAACACUCUCAUCUGCUUCCAUUCGAUGGUGGCCAUCCUCGACAAGUACACGCUGACCGAGAAGCUGGUGCCGAUCCUGGCGCGCAUCAAGACCAAGGAGCCGUCGGUCAUGAUCGCCACGCUGGCGGUGCACGAGGCCAUGUCGAAGAAGGUGGACCGCGAGACGCUGGCGACGGCCAUCAUCCCGCAGCUCUGGAUCAUGAGCAUGGGCCCGCUGCUCAACGCCGAGCAGUUUGCGCGCUUCAUGAAGGCCGUCCAGGAGAUGGGCGCGCGCGUGUGCGAGGAGCAUACCAAACACCUCCGCGAGGUCAAGAGCGCCGUCGAGCACACCGACAGCUUCGUCGGCGCGCGCCAGAACGGCGGCGGCGGCGGCCUCAGCGGCGGCGUGACGGGCAUCGGGGCCGGGGGCGAGAUUGACUUUGCUACGCUCGUCGGCAACGCCAAGACGGCCGCCGGCGCCAGCAAGGAGGUGUCGAGGGACAGCGCCGCGGCGGAUCCCUUUGGGUUCGACGACUCGCCCUUUGGAGGCGCGAGCGCCGCGUCGACACCGGUGCAAGCAUCGACGCCUGCGCUGACGCCAUCGCAUACGGGCGCGGGGUCUGGCUUCCGACCGUCGAAGCCUGCCCUGCCAGCCUCGAUCAACCGGGCAUCCAACAACAGCAGCCCCUUUGUCGGCGGGAGCCUUAAAUCGAGCACCAGCACUGGCACCCUGCCGUCCCUCGCCCCGCCACCGCCGCCUGCGUCGUCCUCGACCCGGCCGAUGCUCUCCUCCAACCUGAGCUCCUCGACCUCGGUGUCGAGCAAGCCGGCCAGCGCCGGGUGGAAUGACAUCCUUCAGCCAGCCUCGAGCUCGAGCGGCGCCAAGCCCGCGACGACUUCGGCCAUGACCCCGGCCUCGACCUCGACCACAGCCAACGGAGGCGGUGCCGGGCCCAACUACAACAUCAGCUUGCCGCCCGCGACCAACUGGUCGAAUAAUGCGGCCUUCACCUCCGCCGGCAACGGCAACGGCAGCAGCGGCAGCUCGUCGAUGAUGACGCCCAUGUUUGCCCAGGCGAAGGCCAUCGAGCCGACGCCAUCGACCGGCUUCGGCGCGAUGGGAUCGAGUCUAACGCCGUCUGCGGCCCCCGCCCUGGCGCCUUCGCCAGCGGCAUCGGUCAUGGCAUCAAGCGGACCUGCGGCGCCGCCCGGGUGGGAAGGUGCGGUUUUGCAGCCGUCGACGAGCAAGGGCAGCGGCGGCAAGGCCGGAGGAGGCAUCCACAACGGCGGCGGCGGCGGCGGCGCUGAUGCGUGGAAGGACUUUGACCCGUUCGGCUGA
Molecule: messenger RNA, 2799 nt
Organism: Pseudozyma flocculosa PF-1
Lineage: Eukaryota; Fungi; Basidiomycota; Ustilaginomycetes; Ustilaginales; Ustilaginaceae
Exons: 3
Coding region: 1-2799 (932 amino acids)
Biological process (GO): protein phosphorylation
Molecular function (GO): ATP binding; protein kinase activity
Source: RefSeq, a predicted model, not a curated record